Messenger RNA from Trichosporon asahii var. asahii CBS 2479, 417 nucleotides. RefSeq names its product histone H2B. Lineage: Eukaryota; Fungi; Basidiomycota; Tremellomycetes; Trichosporonales; Trichosporonaceae. Gene Ontology annotation, biological process: nucleosome assembly. The record is from RefSeq and is a predicted model, not a curated record. Gene Ontology annotation, molecular function: protein heterodimerization activity; DNA binding; structural constituent of chromatin. Bases 1 to 417 code for a protein of 138 amino acids. The transcript is spliced from 2 exons. Gene Ontology annotation, cellular component: nucleosome.
AUGCCUCCCAAGUCCUCUGUCGCUUCCAAGGCCCCUGCCUCGCAGGCCUCCAAGGCCCCCGCCGCCGCCUCCAAGGCUCCCGCCAAGGCCGCGAAGACCUCCUCUACCAAGGAGGGCGGCAAGAAGCGCACCAAGAAGCGUGUCGAGUCGUACUCUUCGUACAUCUACAAGGUCCUCAAGCAGGUCCACCCCGACACUGGUAUCUCGAACAAGGCCAUGGCCAUUCUCAACUCGUUCGUUGCCGACAUCUUCGAGCGUAUCGCUACCGAGGCCUCCAAGCUCGCUUCGUACAACCACCGCUCGACCAUCUCGUCGCGUGAGAUCCAGACCGCCGUCCGCCUCAUCCUCCCCGGAGAGCUCUCCAAGCACGCCAUCUCUGAGGGCACGAAGGCCGUCACCAAGUUCACCACCAAGUAA